This is a messenger RNA of Mollisia scopiformis, 1470 nucleotides long. RefSeq names its product aldehyde dehydrogenase. The transcript has 8 exons. The record is from RefSeq and is a predicted model, not a curated record. Gene Ontology annotation, molecular function: aldehyde dehydrogenase (NAD+) activity. Lineage: Eukaryota; Fungi; Ascomycota; Leotiomycetes; Helotiales; Mollisiaceae. Bases 1 to 1470 code for a protein of 489 amino acids.
AUGUCUGUAGCCGCGAACGGCAACGCCUAUGCUCAUGGCUCGGAUGCAUUCAACUUCACUACUUUCAAGCAUUGUAUCAAUGGUAUUCUCACAGACACCAAGCAACACCGUCAUGGAGUCAACCCUACAAACCUUCAAGCCGAACCCGAAGUUCCUGUCGCUACCAAGGAGGACGUAGACAAAGCUGUAGACGCAGCUCGUCAGGCCUACAAGACCUGGUCUAGAGUUCCAUAUGUGGACCGAGUGCGCGCCGUGUUAGCUUAUGCGGAUGCUGUAGCAGAAUGCAAGGAAGAAUUCAUCCGCCUCCUUACGACGGAACAAGGCAAACCAACUUGCCAGGCUACGGCUGAGGUCGAAGCCGCGAUCGAAUGGAUGCGUGGUAUGGCAGAACUGCGUUUUGAUGAGGAGGUUAUCGAAGAGAGCCCAGAGAGGAUAAUUACGACGCGUUAUCUUCCGCUGGGGGUUGUUGCGGCGAUCGUCCCAUGGAACUUCCCUACCCUCCUUGCAACUGCUAAGAUAGCUCCAGCAAUCCUUACCGGCAACACAAUCAUCGUGAAACCAUCACCUUUCACCCCAUAUAGCGGACUCAAGCUCGUUGAGCUAGCUCAACGCUUCUUCCCACCUGGAGUUGUCCAAUCUUUGAGCGGUGACGACGAUCUUGGUCCAUGGUUGACUUCACACCCUGGAAUUGAUAAGAUCAGCUUCACAGGCUCUACCCAUACGGGAAAAUUGGUUGCACAGAGUGCUGCAAAGACCUUGAAAAGAAUCACACUUGAACUUGGAGGCAAUGAUGCAGCAAUUGUUUGUGAAGACGUCGAUAUUGCUAAAGUUGCGCCGAAGAUUGCUACAUUUUGCUUCUUGAACUCAGGCCAAAUUUGUCUCUGCAUGAAACGUGUAUACAUCCAUAAAUCCAUCUAUGCUGAAUUCCGCGAGGCCUUGAUCCAGCACGUCAGAACCCUCCAAGUUGGAGACGGCUUUCACCCAGAAACUUUCUGCGGACCGAUUCAGAAUUCGAUGCAAUACGAUCGAGUCAAAGGCUUUUUUGCCGACAUUGAAGAGGAGGGAUGGUCAGUCGCAAUAGGAGGCAAGGUCGAAAAGUCAGGCGGCUACUACAUUAACCCUACGAUCAUCGACAAUCCUCCCGACGACUCUCGAAUUGUGGUUGAAGAGCCCUUCGGUCCAAUCGUACCUAUUUUGGCUUGGGAAGACGAGCAGGAAGUCAUCGACAGGGCCAACGAGACUCGCAUGGGCCUUGGGGGUUCCGUUUGGUCCAGUGACAUUCACAGAGCAAGCAGAAUCGCACGCCAGCUAGAAUCAGGAACGGUCUGGGUCAACAAUCAUUUUGACCUCUCUCCCAAAGCUCCUUUUGGAGGCUUCAAGGAAAGCGGAAUUGGAGUUGAAUGGGGUGUCAACGGCUUGAAGGGGUUCUGUAACUCGCAGACUUUGAUGGUGAACAAAACGCCAGUCUAG